AUGAUGGCCAAGCAUCGGCUGCCGACCAUCUUCAGCGUCAAUCAGGGCCGUACGAUUGUCGCGGCGAUGGACGGCUGCGAGAUGUGCAUCGACGCGCUGCGCGAUUUCGUGGAGGAGCGGAUGCGGAAGCACGACGACCGUUUGAUCGUGGCUCUCUAUCACAACCGCACGUCAUGGCGGUCCGCGCUCCGCGUCCCCCGAGCAGGCAAGCCAGGCCCUUCCGUUUCUCCCUUUACUCGCUCCCCCUCACUAUUCUCUCCCCCCCUCACUAUUCUCUCUCCCCUCCUCACUCCCUCACUUCUUCUUCCUCACUCCUCCCUCACCCAUUCCUUCCUCCUCCAUUCCCCAUGCUUGCCCCUCCCUCACCAUCUGCCCUCCAUACCCAAACCUAGGAUGAAUUAUUCACAUGUAUUGGUAGGGAGGGUCGACUUUCCUUUCCUGGAUUUCAUCCAGCCGGCAAGCGUUCAAGUUCCCUCACAGCCCACACCUGAGCCCCCAUUCCCAAUACCCCCAUUUGCCUCCCCUUUUCAUCCCCCCUUCCUCCCCCAAACCCACCCCUCCCCCCUCCCUCCCCCCUCCACUCCCCCAUCGCGCACCUCUCUUCCUCCCUGCUCUCCCCCGUCAAGUCGCCAUAGACUCCAUACUCCAUACUCCAUAAAGGACGGGGAGGACACGGACGGCAGCGGCCGCGGGCACCGCAAUCCCUCCCAUCCGCCUAACCCCCUGACCACCUACAUCCAACUCCAUCUCCUCCCCCCCCCUUUUGCAGACUCCAUAAAGGACGGGGAAGACAAGGACGGGGAAGACAAGGACAGGGAAGACAAGGACGGGGAAGACAAGGACGGGGAAGACAAGGACGGGGAAGACAAGGACGGGGAAGACAAGGACGGGGAAGACAAGGACGGGGAAGACAAGGACGGGGAAGACAAGGACGGGGAAGACAAGGACGGGGAAGACAAGGACGGGGAAGACAAGGACGGGGAAGACAAGGACGGGGAAGACAAGGACGGGGAAGACAAGGACGGGGAAGACAAGGACGGGGAAGACAAGGACGGGGAAGACAAGGACGGGGAAGACAAGGACGGGGAAGACAAGGACGGGGAAGACAAGGACGGGGAAGACAAGGACGGGGAAGACAAGGACGGGGAAGACAAGGACGGGGAAGACAAGGACGGGGAAGACAAGGACGGGGAAGACAAGGACGGGGAAGACAAGGACGGGGAAGACAAGGACGGGGAAGACAAGGACGGGGAAGACAAGGACGGGGAAGACAAGGACGGGGAAGACAAGGACGGGGAAGACAAGGACGGCAGCGACCGUGAGCAAACCAAUCAACCCCCUCUCCCAUCCCCUCUUCCCCUUACCAACCCCCUCUCUUCUCCCCCUUUGCGCGACGGGGAGGACACGGACGGCAGCGAUAGGGAGCAGGCGCUCAAGGAGCAAAAGGGAGCAGCCCUUUCAGCGCCCCUUCAGCCAUAUCCAGGCUUCAUAAAGGGCGGGGAGGACACGGACUGCCAUUCUUUCCCAUUCCCAUUGCCCCCUGACUACUAA
This is a messenger RNA of Closterium sp. Naga37s-1, 1551 nucleotides long. The record is from the annotation of a GenBank genome assembly. Lineage: Eukaryota; Viridiplantae; Streptophyta; Zygnematophyceae; Desmidiales; Closteriaceae.